This is a messenger RNA of Branchiostoma belcheri (Belcher's lancelet), 1003 nucleotides long. Its product is annotated as peptidyl-prolyl cis-trans isomerase 6-like. Gene Ontology annotation, cellular component: intracellular membrane-bounded organelle. Gene Ontology annotation, molecular function: peptidyl-prolyl cis-trans isomerase activity. Gene Ontology annotation, biological process: protein folding; protein peptidyl-prolyl isomerization. The coding region runs from base 103 to 768 and encodes 221 amino acids. The transcript has 5 exons. The record is from RefSeq and is a predicted model, not a curated record. NCBI's taxonomy places the organism in Eukaryota, Metazoa, Chordata, Leptocardii, Amphioxiformes, Branchiostomatidae.
UUCUUGUCCUGUCUUGUCCCACAUACCCCAGUACUGUCUACAGCACAGUAGUCUGUGGAAGGCUAACGCUUCGCUGACAACACCAAGAACAACAUUUUCACCAUGCCGUGGCAGCGUAUCGUACGGAGGUACCUGUGGUUGAUUGUUGUGGUUGCCAUACUUGGGGCCUGCGUCAUCUUUCUGCUGCUACCAAACGACAGGAAUCCACAGGGACCAAAAGUGACAGAGAAGGUAUGGUUUGACAUCACCGUCGGAGGCGAGAAGCUCGGCCGUGUCGAGAUCGGACUUUUCGGCAAGAUCGUCCCAAAAACUGUCCGCAACUUCGCGACGCUGGCGAAGAGAGAGAAACCAGAAGGCUACAAGGGAUGUAUAUUCCACCGAGUCAUGAAGGGUUUCAUGAUCCAGGGAGGCGACUUCACACACGGGGACGGUACAGGCGGGUACAGCAUCUAUGGCGGCCAUUUUGAGGACGAGAACUUUGAGCUGCAGCACUACGGCGCCGGGUGGCUGAGCAUGGCGAACGCUGGCCAGGACACUAACGGCUCCCAGUUCUUCAUCACCACCGUUAAAACGUCAUGGCUGGACGGCAAACACGUCGUCUUCGGAAAGGUUCUCAAAGGCAUGGAUGUUGUAAGGAAAAUAGAAGAGGUUGAAACAUCGGACAACAACAGACCCCUGAAGGAGGUGAAAAUCUCGGACGUGGGACACGAGGAUGUGUGGAGUCCAUUCGUGGUGCUACAGGAGGCCGCUAUAGAGGCUACCAUGUAGACCAGCACAUAGGGAUCAUGUAGUCAUUUAUAACAACCUCCGGAAAGGAGAUAUUCCGGAGUGGUACUGUUUUCACAGUUUUCAUGUUCGCAGCUGUUUCUCGCGGUUUGGUGGACGAAUUUUUUGGGGACUCGGUAUACGUCUUGCUAUUAGACUGUACAUGAUGCACGUUCUUUGGUUUGUAUUGUAUAUGUGUUUUCGUGCGUGAAAAUGAAACCUUUUGGCGGCCCCCGGA